Molecule: messenger RNA, 837 nt
Organism: Candidozyma auris
Lineage: Eukaryota; Fungi; Ascomycota; Pichiomycetes; Serinales; Metschnikowiaceae
Product: Signal recognition particle receptor subunit beta
Exons: 1
Coding region: 1-837 (278 amino acids)
Source: RefSeq, a predicted model, not a curated record
AUGGAUUCCGUUCAGCUCAUCCUUCUCACGGCCGUCUUGGGGCUUGCACUUGUUUUAGUACUUUUUAGCUUCCAGGGAAAAAAAGCAGCCACCGGAAAAUCCCGGUCUCCCUAUUUUAAGCCCACCUUCUUAGUGGUUGGUGCCAAUGGAGCGGGAAAGACGUCACUUUUUUACAAAUUGCAAGAUGGUGCUGAGCAAUUGAGCACGGUUUCUUCGCUUGAGCCUAAUGUCGGCAAAAUAUCCAUUCCCUUUAGCAAUCCUGCGAUUCAAAAAGAGUACCAGUUCAUUGACUAUCCAGGUCAUUUGAAGUACUCGCAGCUCAUGAAGAAAUUGAUCACUGAAGACAUCACCGUGAAGAAUCUCAAGGGCGUCAUCUUUGUCAUUGACUCUUCGAGUCAAAGCCUUGCUCAGGAAGGUAGAGUGGCUACUAUUUGUAAGCUUUUGUACGACUUACUUAGCAUUACGGAAAAGGUACCCAUGGGGAUAGACUAUCUUUUCGCUAUUAACAAGCAAGACUUGUUCGACACGAAGCCCGUGUUUAAGGUCAAAAAUAUGAUUGAGGAGGAGAUCACGAAACUCGUUAAGGAAGAGCUUAGUGCCACGGGACAGGCCAGAGGAGGCUCUGGAAUUGAUAACGAUGAUGAUGAAAGGGAAGCCUUUUCGAAAGAGGAGUCCACAAGAGAGUUCUGGAAAGCACUCAUGGGCAGUUCUCCUGCGUUCAAAUUUGAACUUUUGGAAGGAAACAUGGAGUUUCUUGGCGGCUCAGCGUUGAAAAACAAGGUCCAGAACUGGCAGAAUUGGUUUGACGAGAAGGCCAUGAACUACGGCGGUAUGUAA